AUGGCGCGACUGGAGACGUCCCCCCUGCUAGCCAGGCUGCAGAACCCCGAAUCCCUCGCCGACCAGGUGGCCGCUCUGCGAGCUCUGAAGCACGAGCUGAUCGGUCAUGACCAGCGGAAAGAGGCCUGGAUUUCGUGGGGCAUUAUUCCCUUGCUCUCCAAGGUUCUGGCGCUACGAAGAGGGAACGGCAAGAAGGCCGCGACGUCGGGUGAGCUCAAUGGGACGAGAAAGCACAGCGACACGACAAGGCCCCGGACGGACGAAGAGGAAGCUUGUCUCCAGGCGGUCAUUAUCGUAGGGGCAGGUGCUGACAAGGUGCAUGCAGGUGGCCCGGCUUUCAUCUCCCCCAUCCUGGCAGGCGACAUUCUGCCCUCGAUGCUCUCGAUCCUGUCGUCUCCUGGCUGCCCGCAAUGGCUGACGCUCCCCAUUCUCAAGACCCUUGACACCAUCGCCGACCGCUUUCCGCUCCAGAACCCGAAUUGGCCGCAGGAUAACAAACUCGCCGAGCUCCUCUUCUCCAAGGAGCACGUCGGGUGCUUCGCCCACAUCAUCAGCCAGACGUCUGCUUCUCAAACAACCGUGUCCUCGGUCAACCUUGCUGCAGGCCUCAUUGCGAAACUCUGCACGGAGGAAACACACAAGUCGGCCCUGGCAGAGGCCGGAGUGCUGGAUGCCCUCGCGUUCAAAGUUGCCUCGUUCGUGGUAGCUCAAGGAUUCGUGCUACCCGGCGCAGAGAACCAUUUGCACGAGCCUGGGGUUUUACCCGCAUUUCCUCCACCCGCACCGGCCGGUGCCAGACUCGCACCAAUCCUGCGUGCGGUGGCCGUGAUCAUUGAGCAUGCCAAAUGGCGGGCGGAACUCUUCCUGUCGUCACCGGGGAUCGUCACCGUGUUUCCCAAGCAAUUACCGGAAUUCUCCCCCGCAGACAUCAAGAAAGCUCCUUGGGGAUCAACCUAUUUGUCCGGAUUUGCAGUGCCUCGUCCAAUCGCAAACCCGAUCGAUACCAUCCUGCCGGCCGUUCCUGUCCCCCAAUCAAAGGCUUCGAGUAACUUCCCACCCCUGGUUCCUCAUGGUUCCUAUGGCAAACACGGCCAGCUGCUGAACACGUAUCUCGAAUCGGCCCCUGACGAGGAGGAAAACGCAAUCGUACCGUGGCUGUUACAUGUGAUCAGAGCGGAAUCGGGCAUGACUCGAUUAAUGGCUGCCCGUCUCCUGACCGUCUUGUUCCGUCUGGGCCUAGCCAAGGAGCAUCGGAUACCCAUGUUGAGCUACUUAUUGAUCCCGGUGCUCAUUCGGAUGUUCGAUAAAGAUUACGAGAUGAAGGAUGAGUCGGAUCCCGAGUAUGAUGGCUUGAUCCCGACGACGCUUCGCCUGAGAGAGGAGGCUCCGUCCGUCCUCGCUACUCUGGUCAUGGAUUCGAAAGAGCUGCAGAAACCAGCCGUCGAAGGAGGCGCGAUCAAGAAAUUAUCGCAACUGCUCAAGGAGACCUAUAAUCCGCUUCAGGAGAACCCCAAAUCCAUGUGGCAUGCCGAGAGUAGGCGGACGGAUUCACAACCAGAGGCUUCACCCGAGUGUCGGCUGGGACCAGCUGGAUACCUCCCAAUGGUCUGCCACAUCCUGCGGUAUCGGGAGAGCAUUUUGAUGGCGCUUGCUGCCGUGGCGCCUUCCAAGGAUGAGUACCGGAAGGCCAUCUGUGACCACGGGGCCGUGCCCUAUAUUAUCGACUCUCUGAAGCCGCGUCCCAGCCAGCCAGCGGAGGAAGCGACGGGGACCAAGAACACCGUGGCGGAUGGCAACCCGACGCCGACGUUGCUGGCCGCCUGUUGUGCUACCAGAUCGCUCACUCGUUCCGUGAGCAUCCUCCGAACAAGCCUCAUUGAUGCUGGGGUGGCGACUCCUCUCUUUGUGUUGAUCAAACACCCCGAUAUCGAAGUGCAGAUCGCAGCGACGUCGGUGAUAUCGAAUCUGGCGUUGGAUUUCAGUCCCAUGAAAGAGGCUAUCAUUUCUGCGGACAUUCUGUCCAUUCUCUGCGAUCAUGCUCACUCUCCUAAUCUCAAGCUUCGGUUGGAAUCUCUUUGGGCUCUCAAGCAUAUCGCGUACAACUCCGCCAAUGAUAUCAAGACCAAGAUCCUCGCGGACCUGGGGCCAGUUUGGUUGAGGCAAAUUCUCCUACAGGACCCGGUAGAGAUACUAAAUAGACACGGGACAACGACGGAUUUUGAGAAUGGAUCCACGCUGGGCAUGGGGACAUCGAACUCGGCCGGCGAACAGGUCGAUCUGUUGAAUCCGAUGGAGGACGUCCGAAGAGAUCGAGAGGAGGACCUCCACAUGACGGAUGCACCCAAGUCCAGCACGGACUAUUAUCUUUCCGACCCGGCGAAGCGACGCAAACUGGCCUUGAGUGCUGAGAUGGAUCGGAUCAAGGAGGCCCAGCAGGACGAGAUCGCGGUGCAGGAACAGGCGUUUGAUCUGAUCCGCAAUACCAUCUGCGGGCCCGGAGCCACCGAGAUGGCCGACUAUAUUUUCCGAGAAAUGGGGCAGAACGAGGUUUUGGAUAGUCUGGCGGACAAGCUCCGACCGCGGAGUGCCCCGGUUCCGAGCCGGAGAGAUUCAACUUCGCCCAAGUCGAUCACACCGGUCCCUGUGGAGAUCUUGAUCGCCGUGACUUAUGUGAUCGUGCAUCUUGCAGCCGGGAACCAGCGGCAUCGAGAGCUGCUGUUCUCGCACUAUGACUUGAUGAAGAAUCUGAUGAGCUUUUUCAACCACCCCAACCGCUACGUGCGGGUGAACUGUGUGUGGACGGUCCUCAAUCUGACCUUCAAAGACGACCAUAGCGACCACCAAGCGUGCCAAGAACGUGCGCUCAAACUGAAAGCCCUGGGCGCGAUGGAUCGGCUCCUGAGCCUGGAAGAGGAUCCGGAUCUCGACGUGAGGGAACGCACCAAGACGGCACUCAACAUGAUGCGCACGUUUACUGUAUAA
Molecule: messenger RNA, 2982 nt
Organism: Rasamsonia emersonii CBS 393.64
Lineage: Eukaryota; Fungi; Ascomycota; Eurotiomycetes; Eurotiales; Trichocomaceae
Product: Armadillo repeat protein
Exons: 3
Coding region: 1-2982 (993 amino acids)
Biological process (GO): proteasome-mediated ubiquitin-dependent protein catabolic process
Cellular component (GO): GID complex
Molecular function (GO): protein binding
Source: RefSeq, a predicted model, not a curated record